UUGAAUCACAACAAAAAUAAAAACUCACAUUUAUUAAUCUCUGGUAUGGGGUGUAUCAUCACAUUUAUUAAUCUCUGCCAAUUUUCUGUGCAAUUGGCAUCUUCCCUCCCAAACUCCAUUUAUAGGGCCUUUAAGCUCUUCCCCUUCCCUCCCACCACAAUCUCUCUCUCUCUCUCUCUCUGAGGGUCACUCUGUUUUUAGUGGGUUUAUCAGGACUUUUAGCUGAUAGAUCUGACCAACAUUGCCAAUUUGUUCAUAUAAAUACACAUAUACACCCUCUAUACAGAACAUCUCUGGGUACUCUUCUAGGUUUUGUUAAUAUACCCUCUAUUGUUACUUACAAUGCAGAGGUUUGUGAGACUCUGUUCCAUGGCUCCUCUGUUUCUGCUUCUUGGUCUUCUUCCUCUAGCUUUGGCUGGCCAUGACUAUGGACAAGCUCUCACUAAGAGCAUUCUCUUCUUCGAAGCUCAGAGAUCUGGUUACCUUCCCAGCACUCAGAGAGUCCAAUGGAGAGGCCAUUCUGGUCUCAACGAUGGCAAAGCCAAUGGGGUGGAUCUGGUAGGAGGGUACUAUGAUGCAGGGGACAAUGUGAAGUUCGGGUUACCAAUGGCUUUCACAAUUACGAUGAUGUCAUGGAGUAUUGUUGAGUAUGGGAGGCAAAUGGCUGCAAGUGGAGAGCUCAGUCAUGCCAUGGAAGCUGUUAAGUGGGGCACUGAUUACCUCAUUAAAGCUCAUCCCCAUCCCUAUGUCCUCUAUGGAGAGGUGGGAGAUGGGAACACAGACCACUACUGUUGGCAAAGGCCAGAGGACAUGACCACUUCAAGACAAGCUUACAAGAUCGACCCGAACAACCCCGGGUCGGACCUCGCCGGCGAGACCGCCGCCGCUAUGGCCGCCGCCUCCGUCGUCUUCCGCCACCACAACCCCUCCUAUGCCAAUGAGCUCCUGACCCACGCCCAGCAGCUAUUCGAGUUUGCGAACAAGUAUAGGGGCAAAUAUGAUAGCAGCAUCACCGUGGCUCAGAAGUACUACCGUUCUGUCAGUGGAUACGCAGAUGAGUUGCUAUGGGCUGCUGCAUGGUUGUACAAGGCUACUAACAACCAGUACUACUUGAGCUACCUUGGCAACAAUGGUGAUUCUCUUGGUGGGACCGGUUGGGCCAUGACCGAGUUCGGAUGGGAUGUCAAGUAUGCCGGUGUUCAAACUCUUGUUGCCAAGCUUCUAAUGGGAGGCAGAGCCGGUCACUAUGCACCAGUGUUUGAGCAGUACAAGGAGAAGGCAGAGUUUUUCAUGUGUUCAUGUCUUGGAAAGGGCACUCGCAACACUCAGAAGACUCCCGGAGGCCUUAUUUUCAGGCAGAGAUGGAACAACCUGCAGUUUGUUACCAGUGCCUCUUUCCUUCUCAGUGUCUACUCUGACUAUCUCACCUCCGCCGGGAAAAACCUGAAGUGUGCUUCUGGCAGUGUCUCUCCAUCUGAGCUUCUUUCAUUUGCCAAAUCUCAGGUGGACUAUAUUCUUGGAGACAACCCAAGAGCUACAAGUUACAUGGUAGGCUAUGGAAACAACUACCCACAACAGGUCCAUCACAGAGCUUCCUCCAUUGUCUCCUUCAAGGUCAACCCUUCAUUUGUCAGUUGCCGUGGAGGCUAUGCCACAUGGUUUAGCAGGAAGGCGAGCGAUCCAAACCUCCUAACAGGUGCCCUUGUUGGUGGACCCGACGCUUAUGACAACUUUGCUGAUCAAAGAGACAACUAUGAGCAAACAGAGCCAGCUACCUACAACAAUGCUCCUCUUCUUGGCAUUUUAGCAAGACUACACGGUGGACAUAGCGGCUACAACCAGCUCCUUCCAGUGACCUUUCCAGCCCCUAAAACCCAGCCAAAGCCUGCUCCAGUAACUAGAACCACACCAUCUCAGGUUUCAUCUUCCGCACCCAUUGCCAUUGAACAAAAGAUGACAAGUUCAUGGGAUUACAAUGGCAAGACUUACUACAGAUACUCCACAACUGUGACAAACAAGUCACCCAAGACACUGAAAUUUCUCAACCUUUCAAUCUCCAAGCUCCACGGUCCUCUGUGGGGCCUGACAAAGUCAGGCAGUUCAUAUGUUUUUCCAGCAUGGCUCAACUCUCUACCAGCUGGAAAGAGCCUAGAGUUUGUUUACAUCCACUCUGCCUCUCAAGCUGAUGUCUCGGUCUCAAGCUACAAUUUGGCCUAAAAUUACGAAAAGAGGUGGCUGACAUGGGUUUUUCUUUUCUUGGGUUGUGAUGCAAGAAUUGGGAUUGUGCAGCUAUACAAGAUGCAAUUUGGAAAGGGAUUUGUUUUUUUAAGUUGUAAUUUUUCAAUUACUUGUUGCUUUGGGAUUGAGAGUAGGUUUGCCGAUGGAAUGUAGGAGGGAGAAAGGCGUGAAGAGAUGAUUAAACAGGUGUGCUCAUCCUCUUUCUCCUCCACUUCAGUAGUUGUUAGCAUUGAUAGUUUUGAGACAGAUAGGGCAAGUGUGAAUGUUGAGAAGAAAAUCAUUUCUCAGUC
This is a messenger RNA of Camellia sinensis, 2528 nucleotides long. RefSeq names its product endoglucanase 6. The record is from RefSeq and is a predicted model, not a curated record. Gene Ontology annotation, biological process: carbohydrate metabolic process. Gene Ontology annotation, molecular function: hydrolase activity, hydrolyzing O-glycosyl compounds; carbohydrate binding. NCBI's taxonomy places the organism in Eukaryota, Viridiplantae, Streptophyta, Magnoliopsida, Ericales, Theaceae.